This is a messenger RNA of Penicillium angulare, 1158 nucleotides long. RefSeq lists its product as uncharacterized. The coding region runs from base 1 to 1158 and encodes 385 amino acids. The transcript is spliced from 2 exons. Lineage: Eukaryota; Fungi; Ascomycota; Eurotiomycetes; Eurotiales; Aspergillaceae. The record is from RefSeq and is a predicted model, not a curated record.
AUGGCUGAGGUUAUUGGUAUUGCUUCGGGCCUUGCUGGCUUAGUGUCCUUAGCUCUCGAGUCGAGCCAAACGCUAUUUAGAACUGUUAAAAGCCUUCGCAACCGAGAAAAGUCUAUUAGGGAUCUCCGAGAUGCAUUGCAAGACCUUGAUGAGGUGCUAAACAUCCUCCGGGAAUCAAUUAGCGCCGCCCCGUUCCCCAACAGCGGAAUCCUUGAGCGGCCCCUGGGGAGAUGUUUCAAAGCAUGCAAUGAUUUUAACGCAUUGAUCAUAAGUUGUUCUAAACAUUCGAACGACGAUAGCUUCAGCAUCCGAGAUUGGGCAAAAUUGCGUUAUAUGGGCGAAGACGUUGUUGGCUUUCAGACUAUGAUUUCAGGCUACAAAUCCACGAUUACUAUUUUCCUUGCCUACGCCAAUAUGAAUUUGACCAAAACAACGAAAAAUGUCAUCGACGAAUACAACGAACUGGUUGCAGACACCAAAUGCGAUCUCGAACUUCAUCUACAGUCCAUUGAAAAUAGAUUGAAGUCAUUAUCCACCGGGGGUGUUUCUUUAGAAGUGGAAAAAAUCAAUGUUCAGAUGAUGGAAGAGGAAAAAGAAAGCACCCAGCAUGGCCUCGAAAUUUGUGAUCAAUUUUCUGCUUAUAUAGAGCAGACAAGAGCCACUUCGCUAAUGAAAAUGACUCGAGUUCCUACUACUUCCGAAGUGGAGCCAUCGUUCAUAGAGCACAACAUACCUUGGUUGAUCCUCGCGCAAGCCUUGAACUCUGCAGAGAAGGAGGUCAUUAGUUCUAGGUUAAGGUUACUACAACAUCGCCAUGAGCGAGGGAUUCGGCCUCAAUUGUUGAAUUACCGAAUUGCGCCGCUACAAAACGAUGAAGCAGGCGAGCAGAAUGAAAGUCAAGAAGAGGCCGACAAUAUUAAAAAAUCUCUGAACUUUUUGGAUCGAAUAUCCCAAGAAACAAGCGAAAGCCGAACCAAUCAUUUCGAGGAUGUAACGACUGGCGAUAGAAGUACCCAACUUGUUGUGUCAACGCUAAAAGACCUUGUCUCUGCAAGACGAAUCACUUCGGGAUCUAACUCGCUACAAGUGUUGGGACAGAUUUCUGAUGACUCUCUACAGCAAAUGCUGCGAGAAGGCGAUAAAACCAAAGAGCGCUGA